CCGGACAGCCAUGGCGGGGGCGGCCGGGCUCAUGGCCGAUGUGACCUGGAAGGUCCUGGAGCGAAGAGCCCGGAGCAAGCGCUCAGAAAGCAGGCGACGGCGGACCUAGCACCUGAUACCCCGCCUCCCUCAGAAACAAAACAAAAGUCGUUAAGUGGCUGUCUCAAUUCUAUGCUCUGUGUCUGUCCCCCAGCCACAGUUUUAAGAUUGCUGUAGUUUAGCCUGGGAUGCUUAUGAUUAGAGUCAACAUUUUGAAAUGGCCAACUCACCUGAUGUGGUCGUCUCCUCUCCGCCUGCUUUCUUAAGGUCUGGUUCAGUUUAUGAACCUCUUAAAAGCAUUCAUCUUCCAAAACCUGAUAAUGAAACUCUGUGGGAUAAAUUGGAUCAUUAUUACAGAAUUGUUAAGUCCACAUUGCUCCUGUAUCAAAGUCCAACCACUGGACUCUUUCCGACUAAAACAUGUGGUGGUGAUCAGAAGGCCAAGAUCCAGGACAGUCUGUACUGCGCUGCUGGGGCCUGGGCGUUGGCGCUAGCAUACAGGCGCAUUGAUGAUGACAAGGGAAGGACCCAUGAGCUGGAGCACUCAGCUAUAAAAUGUAUGAGAGGAAUUCUCUACUGCUAUAUGCGUCAGGCCGAUAAGGUUCAGCAGUUUAAGCAGGAUCCACGCCCAACAACAUGUCUUCACUCUAUUUUCAAUGUGCAUACUGGAGAUGAGGUGCUCUCUUAUGAAGAAUAUGGUCAUCUUCAGAUAAAUGCAGUGUCACUCUAUCUCCUUUACCUUGUGGAAAUGAUUUCUUCAGGACUCCAGAUUAUCUAUAACACUGAUGAGGUUACUUUUAUUCAAAACCUUGUAUUUUGUGUAGAAAGAGUUUACCGUGUACCUGACUUUGGUAUCUGGGAAAGAGGAAGCAAAUACAAUAAUGGCAGCACGGAGCUACAUUCCAGCUCUGUUGGCUUAGCAAAAGCAGCUCUAGAGGCAAUUAACGGAUUCAACCUUUUUGGCAACCAGGGCUGUUCAUGGUCAGUUAUAUUUGUGGAUCUUGAUGCUCACAAUCGCAACCGGCAGACUUUAUGCUCACUGUUACCCCGAGAAUCAAGAUCUCAUAACACAGAUGCUGCCUUGCUCCCUUGCAUCAGUUAUCCUGCUUUUGCCCUGGAUGAUGAAGUGCUAUUCAGCCAGACACUUGACAAAGUGGUGAGAAAAUUAAAAGGAAAAUACGGCUUUAAGCGUUUCUUAAGGGAUGGAUAUAGAACAUCAUUGGAAGAUCCCAACAGACGCUACUACAAGCCAGCUGAAAUUAAGCUAUUUGAUGGCAUUGAAUGUGAAUUUCCCGUAUUUUUCCUUUACAUGAUGAUUGAUGGAGUUUUCAGAGGCAAUCCCAAACAAGUCAAGGAGUAUCAGGACCUUUUGACUCCAGUGCUUCAUCAGACUUCAGAAGGAUAUCCUGUUGUACCAAAGUACUAUUAUGUGCCAGCUGAUUUUGUAGAAUGUGAAAAAAGAAACCCUGGUAGUCAAAAGCGAUUUCCUAGCAACUGUGGCCGUGAUGGAAAACUGUUUCUUUGGGGACAAGCCCUUUAUAUCAUUGCAAAACUCCUAGCGGAUGAAUUAAUCAGUCCUAAAGACAUUGAUCCUGUUCAACGCUAUGUCCCACUGCAGAAUCAGCGUAAUGUAAGCAUGAGGUUCUCCAAUCAGGGCCCACUGGAGAAUGAUUUGGUGGUUCAUGUAGCACUUGUAGCAGAAAGCCAACGCCUUCAAGUUUUUCUCAAUACAUAUGGUAUUCAAACUCAAACUCCUCAACAGGUAGAGCCCAUUCAGAUAUGGCCUCAGCAGGAGCUUGUAAAAGCUUAUUUCCACCUGGGUAUCAAUGAAAAGCUGGGACUCUCUGGAAGGCCAGAUAGGCCGAUUGGUUGCCUUGGAACAUCAAAGAUUUAUCGCAUUCUAGGGAAAACUGUGGUUUGUUACCCAAUCAUCUUUGACUUAAGUGAUUUCUACAUGUCUCAAGAUGUUUUACUGCUGAUAGAUGACAUAAAGAAUGCACUACAGUUCAUUAAACAAUAUUGGAAAAUGCAUGGACGUCCACUCUUUCUUGUUCUCAUUCGGGAAGACAAUAUAAGAGGUAGCCGGUUCAACCCUAUAUUAGAUAUGCUGGCAGCCUUUAAAAAAGGAGUGAUUGGAGGAGUCAAAGUUCAUGUUGAUCGUCUACAGACACUAAUAUCAGGAGCUGUAGUAGAACAACUUGACUUCCUACGAAUCAGUGACACAGAAGAGCUUCCAGAAUUUAAGAGUUUUGAGGAGCUAGAAUUUCCCAAACAUUCAAAAGUCAAACGACAAAGCAGCACCCCUGAUGAUCCCGAACUGAAACAGCAGCCACAUAUCACCAUUGCUGAGUGGAAAAGCAAAUCCACCCAUGAAAUUCUUCAGAAACUGAAUGACUGCAGUUGUUUGGCUAGCCAAGCCGUCCUGCUGGGUAUACUGCUCAAAAGAGAAGGCCCUAACUUUAUUACAAUGGAAGGUACCGUUUCUGAUCACAUUGAGAGAGUCUAUAGAAGAGCUGGCAGCAAAAAGCUUUGGUUGGCGGUACGCUGCGGGGCUGCAUUUACCCAGAAAUUUUCUUCCUCUAUAGCCCCUCACAUUACUACUUUUCUGGUACAUGGGAAACAGGUAACUCUGGGUGCCUUUGGGCAUGAAGAAGAAGUUAUCUCUAAUCCUUUGUCUCCAAGAGUGAUUAAGAACAUCAUCUAUUAUAAGUGUAAUACCCAUGAUGAGAGGGAAGCAGUCAUCCAACAAGAACUGGUCAUACAUAUUGGCUGGAUCAUCUCCAAUAACCCUGAGUUAUUCAGUGGCAUGCUGAAAAUACGAAUUGGGUGGAUCAUCCAUGCUAUGGAGUAUGAACUUCAGAUCCGUGGCAGAGACAAGCCAUCCAUAGACUUAUAUCAGUUGUCACCUAGUGAAGUUAAGCAACUUCUGUUGGAUAUUCUGCAGCCUCAACAGAGUGGAAGAUGCUGGUUGAAUAGGCGUCAGAUCGAUGGGUCUCUGAAUAGAACUCCCCCUGGCUUCUAUGACCGAGUGUGGCAGAUCCUGGAGCGCACACCCAAUGGGAUCAUUGUGGCCGGCAAGCAUUUGCCACAGCAACCAACUCUGUCAGAUAUGACCAUGUAUGAGAUGAAUUUUUCUCUCCUUGUUGAAGACAUGUUGGGAAACAUUGACCAGCCAAAGUAUAGACAGAUCAUUGUAGAGUUACUGAUGGUUGUAUCCAUUGUACUGGAAAGAAACCCUGAGCUAGAAUUUCAAGACAAAGUAGAUCUAGAUAAACUGGUGAAAGAAGCUUUUCAUGAAUUUCAAAAAGAUGAAAGUCGACUAAAAGAAAUUGAAAAACAAGAUGACAUGACUUCCUUUUACAACACUGCCCCCCUGGGAAAAAGAGGAACAUGCAGCUAUUUGACAAAGGUUGUGAUGAAUUUGCUGCUGGAAGGAGAAGUCAAGCCAAGCAGUGAAGACUCGUGUCUGGUUAGCUAGGCAGAAAGGUGGAAGGGGCCCUACUGAGACUGAUUUUCUAGCAGCAUGUGAAGCUUCAUCCAGGUAGCCAUUUCCUCACUGGUCAUGAUGUGAGGUGAUUGUGAUGGCCCUGGCAAAGCAGUAGGCCUUUUGCAUGCCAUUGCCAAUCUAAAGGUGAGAAAUGUUUUAAUCAAGUGAUUAAUCUUUGUGAUUAGCCAACUAUAAUAACCUUCACUGGACAAUAGAAAUAGCCUAUGAAUUGAAAGUUCACUGAUGCAUGUUUUACGAUCGAAUAGUUUGUCAGAAAUGGAUGUGGUGGCACAUACCUAUAAUCCCAAUACUUGAGCUGAGGCAGGAGGAUCGCAGU
Molecule: messenger RNA, 3863 nt
Organism: Octodon degus (degu)
Lineage: Eukaryota; Metazoa; Chordata; Mammalia; Rodentia; Octodontidae
Gene: Phkb
Product: phosphorylase kinase regulatory subunit beta
Exons: 33
Coding region: 257-3517 (1086 amino acids)
Biological process (GO): glycogen metabolic process
Cellular component (GO): phosphorylase kinase complex
Molecular function (GO): calmodulin binding
Source: RefSeq, a predicted model, not a curated record